CCCCGACGCAUGCAAUCACAGCCCCCCUCAAGGGUGCUAUUUUGCAGGCGAGGGCUCAUGCUAUUGGUCAGCGUCUGGUCAGAUGGUACGGUUUCCCUCUGUCCCACACUGGCACACAGCCACCCAGCACCCCCCCCUCAACUAAAACCCAAUCUCCGAUAAACUACUAAUAGCUAAACCACUUGGACUAUAAAACACAACAAAUCAUAAACCAAGGAAAAGAACCGUACCCUCCCAAUGAGUUCCUAUUUUGUAAACUCAACUUUCCCAGUGACUCUGGCUGGUGGACAGGAGUCGUUCUUGGGACAAAUACCGUUAUAUUCCUCCGGAUAUACAGAUCCUUUAAGACACUAUUCUGGUGCUGCUUAUGGAGCUACCAGCGUUCAAGAGAAGGCGUACUCAUCCUCUUUUUACCAGCAGACGAAUGGUGCCUACAGCCGGUCGUCAACAGCCGGUGCUUGCGAUUAUGCAGCAGCCAGCUUUUACAGGGAUAAGGACGCCGCUUGCGCACUCGCCAGUAUAGAAGAUCACUCUCUUGUCCUUAGUCAAGACCAUCGCAAGACGGACUGCACAGGGCCACAUAACAAGGGUUUAUUCGUCGAAAGCGAAGAGCAGAAGCCAAACGUACCGGUCUACCCAUGGAUGCAGAGAAUGAACUCUUGCAACGGAGCUUUUGGUAACCCUGGCCGAAGAGGUCGUCAAACGUACACUCGUUACCAGACGCUGGAGUUGGAGAAAGAGUUCCAUUUUAACAGGUACCUGACCCGGAGGCGCCGUAUAGAAAUCGCGCACGCUCUGUGCCUGACAGAACGCCAAAUAAAGAUUUGGUUCCAAAACCGGAGGAUGAAGUGGAAAAAAGAAAACAAACUCAUCAACUCCUCACAAACGAGUGGAGAAGAGGAGGAGGAGAAGAGGACAGAAUAAAAAGGACCGUAGAUAAAAAUAGCAUAGAGGGCACACCAAUUCUCCCUUUCAGAAAAGAAAUGAAGACUUUCCCCUUUCCCUCAAAGUUCGCACCAGUGAAAUUGUGUUGUUAAAUUCGUUGUAGCAUUCCAGAAUUCAUCUUAAUAUUGCAUUUUAAUUGUUGCUGUCAUUUUUUUAAUGUUUAUUCUUUUGUAUAAUUAAUGCCGAAUACCGAUUAAAUGUGUUUUUGUGCGCGCGUCUCGACUUAGAAGUUGGUCUUAUAAAGAAAAUGACCGUGUUUAACGAGCUAUUUGAAAUAUGUCAUAUUCGUGUUCAUAUUUAAGAUGUAUUACAAUAAAAAGAAAAUCUCAUUGUACAAAUGAAUGGCCUUGCUUUUCCUUCA
Alosa sapidissima (American shad) is the source of this 1306-nucleotide messenger RNA. It is a transcript of the gene hoxb6a, whose product is annotated as homeobox B6a. The record is from RefSeq and is a predicted model, not a curated record. Gene Ontology annotation, molecular function: DNA-binding transcription factor activity, RNA polymerase II-specific; RNA polymerase II cis-regulatory region sequence-specific DNA binding. The coding region runs from base 238 to 924 and encodes 228 amino acids. The transcript has 2 exons. Gene Ontology annotation, cellular component: nucleus. Gene Ontology annotation, biological process: anterior/posterior pattern specification; regulation of transcription by RNA polymerase II. NCBI's taxonomy places the organism in Eukaryota, Metazoa, Chordata, Actinopteri, Clupeiformes, Clupeidae.